Molecule: messenger RNA, 660 nt
Organism: Brenthis ino (lesser marbled fritillary)
Lineage: Eukaryota; Metazoa; Arthropoda; Insecta; Lepidoptera; Nymphalidae
Source: the annotation of a GenBank genome assembly
AUGAGAGCCCGCGCACUAGGCAGCUACGGCUGCCUUGCUGCGGCAGCCAGAGCGAGUGUAGGCGAAUGUUAUCAGGGUGGGUACGGAGCAGGUGGACAACCCAACCAGUUGGAGAUCGGCCAUGGGCCCUACCCUUCUAUAGGCGCAGGAGGAACAGUGUCACCGCAAGUGCAGCAGUGGUUCCAAGCUGUUGACAAGGACCACUCUGGCUUCAUAACCGCGCAAGAAUUGAGAGCGGCCUUGGUAAAUGCUCAAGGGAAAACUUUUUCGGAAACCGCCUGCAAUCUUAUGAUUGGCAUGUUCGAUAAAGAUCGCUCAGGCCACAUUAAUGUGGAGGAAUUUGAUAAAUUGUAUACAUACGUUAAUCAAUGGCUCGCGGUGUUUAAGACAUACGACACUGACCAGUCCGGGCACAUUGAGGAAGAGGAAUUAUCAAAAGCAUUGACACAGAUGGGAUUCAGAUUCUCGCCGGACUUUAUCAAGUUUCUUGUAAAGAGAUGUGAUCCCAGAGAGGGAAAGGUAUCUGUGGACAGCUUUAUAGUCCUUUGUGUUCAAGUACAACGAUUCACUGAAGCAUUUAGAGUGAGGGAUACUCAACAAAAUGGAACAGUUACAAUUGGCUUUGAAGAUUUUCUCAAUGUUGCUCUCAGCUGCUCUAUA